AUGGACUUUGUUAGUGGGUUGACCCUAACACCCACUGAGAAGGACUCUGUUUGGGUCAUUGUGGACCGAUUAACCAAGACCGCACAUUUUAUUCCUGGAUCCUCAUUUUACGUCUCAGUUCUAGGAAAGCUUCAUGAGGCUUUGGGUUCGAGGCUAGACUUUAGUACUGCUUUUCAUCCUCAUACUGACGGUCAGUUAGAGAAGAAGGCCUAUGCUGAUCUAAAGAGGAAGGACAUCGAGUAUUCGGUGGGGGACAUGGUUUUCCUUAAGGUCUCACCAUGGAAAAAGGUUUUGAGGUUCAGUCGCAAGGGUAAGCUGAGCCCUCGAUUUAUUGGGUCGUACCAGAUUCUGAAGCAAGUAGGGCCAGUCGUAUAUCAAUUAGAGGUACCUCCAGAGUUAGACCGCAUACAUGAUGUGUUCCAUGUCUCAAUGUUGAGACGCUACUGCUCUGAUCCUACACACGUUUUGCCCAUGGAGGAGAUUGAGAUUAGACCGGAUCUGAUGUUCGAGGAGGAGUAUGUUCAAAUUCUAGAUCGCGACGUUAAAGUCUUAUGUAGGAAGUCUAUUCCCUUGGUGAAGGUGCUAUGGCGGAAUCAUAGCAUUGAGGAGGCUACUUGGGAGCCAGAGGAUUCGAUACGACAGUAG
Messenger RNA from Gossypium arboreum, 645 nucleotides. RefSeq lists its product as uncharacterized. Bases 1 to 645 code for a protein of 214 amino acids. Lineage: Eukaryota; Viridiplantae; Streptophyta; Magnoliopsida; Malvales; Malvaceae. The transcript is spliced from 3 exons. The record is from RefSeq and is a predicted model, not a curated record.